AUGACUUCCCUGUGUUCAGUGCUGAUGAAAGCUGAUGCACUGACGUGCCGGGUCUCAAAAGCCAUCUCCCAGGCAUUACAAGUCACCUGGCCCGAGGGACGCUGGAUCACAGUGGUGUCACAAGUCCACCACGGGACAUGCCCCACGGAUGAGGAUGUGCCAAGACAGUCUCACUCACUCACUGUCACCUCACUCACACUAAGUAUACCUUUCCAUGUGGUGAAGGAACAGAAGAGCUGGACAGAAGCUCAGCAGUACUGCAGAGAGGAGUUCACUGACCUCGCCACCAUAGACAACAUGACAGAGAUGGAGAAGGUGAAGAGCAUGAUCCAUGAAGCAGGUGCUGGAGAUGCUUGGAUUGGGCUGAAGAGGGGAGAGUGGCAGUGGUCUCUGGCUGGCAGGGAUUUCUACAGAGAGAAUGAAGCAGAGUUCAGGAACUGGGAUUCAGGCUAUCCCAGGGGAGGUCAAGAGAAUUGUCUUAUGAACGCAAAUGGAAAAUGGUCUGAUGACUGGUCUACUAACAUCUGGACUUUCAUCUGCUAUGAUGGAGGAAACUCCACACAUCCCUAUGUGCUGGUUACUGAGGGGAAGAACUGGGAAGAUGCUCAGAUAUACUGCAGAGAGAAACACACAGACCUGGCCAGUGUGAGGAAUCAGGCAGAGAACGACCAGAUAAAGGACAUUAUUGGAGGAACUGCCUGGAUUGGCCUGUUCAGAGAUGCCUGGUCAGAGUGGUCAGAUGGCAGCAGCUCCUCAUUUCGCCACUGGAACACUGGAGAAUCCAAUAAUCCGGGUGUGGGGUGCACUCAAUUUACGCCCAGUGGUCAGUGGAAUGAUGUAGGCUGUCACAAUCCUAGUCACUUCAUCUGCUAUGGAGAUCCCAAAGAGGUGAAGAGUCAGAUUGUGAGAGUGAAGCUUCAGGUAGCUUCUCAUGUGAACAUCAAUGACCCUGCCAUGCAGCAGGCCUUCCUACAGCAGAUUCAGCAGAGACUGAGGGAGAGUGGGAUGCCAGCAGGCGCCAAACUGACCUGGAUGAGACAUCCGGAUGGACAGAUCUUCAAAGAGAAGAAGGAGACAAAAGAAGAGGGGAGGAAGAGGAGGAAGAGAACUGAGCUCUAAACACUCUGCUGCUGUUCAUGUGAUGUAUGAAGUGUGUAAACUGGGAGAUGGACACACUGACACACACAGGGCAGUAAACUGAGUGCUCAGCACGUCCAGUUUGUACUUCCAAUGACAAAAAGUCUCACCUGUUAAAAUCCUGGUCAGACACCCCUACAGAAUCACUUCCUUUGUGUCCACCAUAAUGACACCCCUACAGAAUCACUUCCUUUGUGUCCACCAUAAUGAGACCCCUACAGAAUCACUUCCUUU
This is a messenger RNA of Alosa alosa (allis shad), 1371 nucleotides long. Its product is annotated as C-type mannose receptor 2-like. Bases 1 to 1119 code for a protein of 372 amino acids. NCBI's taxonomy places the organism in Eukaryota, Metazoa, Chordata, Actinopteri, Clupeiformes, Clupeidae. The transcript has 5 exons. The record is from RefSeq and is a predicted model, not a curated record.